CAACAUUCAGCACUUUAAUGCAUCACGUCAUCACAGCACACAACAAAGCUACUCUAUUUAAAAACAAAACUUCACAACCAAUAUGACCGAUAUCACCGCACUAGAUUGCUUCAAGGGCCGAUGGAUCCUAGACAAAGAGCAUUCUGAAGGGGUCGAGCCGCUUCUUAAAGAUGGGGGUGUGAACAUGCUUAAGCGAAAAACUCUCUGUGCGCUCAAUAUCGACUUGGAGUUGCAAGUGGUCUGUGAAGGAGAUAAGGUAUUCGUGUCUGAGGUACAGUACACAGCGUUUGUCAAUAUGAUCAAUAAAAUGGAACUAGGCAUGUAUAACGAAUACAAAGGAUGGACUGACUAUCAUGAUGAUGCAUUCUCUGUCUACUGUAAGAAGCAAGCCAAGUGGGACGCAGCAACUGGAAGAAUUUGGAUGCACGCAGUGUCAACCAAGAAGCACGAGGGCCACUACGACUGGGUAGAAGAGCGCUGGGUGGAGAAUAAGCAACUCCACUGGAAUACCACGCAGAACUACAAAGGAAAAGUUACCACAAACAACCGCAUAUUUAUUAUCAAGCCGUAGUUGUACGCAUGAAAUUACGAGGUAUAUAUAUAUGCUAACAAACCAAUUAAAUACAUACCGGG
Sphaeroforma arctica JP610 is the source of this 633-nucleotide messenger RNA. RefSeq lists its product as hypothetical. Bases 83 to 571 code for a protein of 162 amino acids. The record is from RefSeq and is a predicted model, not a curated record. NCBI's taxonomy places the organism in Eukaryota, Ichthyosporea, Ichthyophonida. The transcript has a single exon.